AUGCGCUGCAUGCUUGCUCUUUUAUUGCUUAAUGACAUCAGACCGAAGGAUAAUGACCGUUUAAUCACCAUGCCAUUAAAUGGGGAUUAUAAAUAUUAUCGAAUAUACAAUUCGAAAGGAUUACGACAGUUCCGAGGCGUUGAGGCUGGCAGUGACGUAAUUACGGCUGCGAGGCAGAUUAACAGUCCCGGCACACAUAUAGCAGUCUAUUGCUCUCCAUCCCAAGAUUCAAGGUAUUUGAGGAAGUAUAUAGCUGAGGGCGCGACUGAGCUACAUGAUUCAUCUCAAUUUGGCUUUCACCAAGAUAUUUCUCAAGAAACCAAAUGUCUCGAACAAAUUGAAGCGGAAUUCAGAAGCUCACCGGUUACAACGGACAUCCCAAUCAGAAAGUUUUCGGAAAAAAUAGAGUGCAGUAAAAGUACAAUCUACAGCUUAGCUUUUCAAAACCAUUUUUGUAUCCAAAACAACGUGGACGAAAUACUUACGCCUUUUAAUCCUCAUCGUCGCCGAAUAGCUAUUGAAUUUUUCUUUCGCAUGCCUCAUGUCGUACUCAAUGGUAAACUAAUUUUGCAAACCGAAGCCAAUGGUCUACAAACUGCAAUGGCGUGGUAUCAAGGUUAUUUAAAUAUAUUUCAAAAGAAAAAAUCUCUUCAAACUUGGUAUCCAGUAAAACGAUCAUUACAGGAUACGGAGGAUUUUGAUUACAUCAUCGAUUAUAUAGCCGAAUCUUUCAUCGAGCUUAGAUCUAUUAAGUCUUUGCUGACACAAGGUGGAAAUACCAUUAGUCCAACACCAACCGAUGCUCAGACGUUGAGGGAAGAUCACCACGUCAAUAAAGAGCUCUACAUCAAACAACAAUUAGGUAUCCUCCGUCAGAAAAAUUUAAGAUUACCUGAGUCAAUCGCGGAAGGUUUAAUUGGUCCAUUUGUGAAAUAA
Messenger RNA from Blumeria graminis f. sp. triticale, 936 nucleotides. The record is from the annotation of a GenBank genome assembly. Lineage: Eukaryota; Fungi; Ascomycota; Leotiomycetes; Helotiales; Erysiphaceae.